AACUCGGUCAGUCGUCGCUGUAUCCGCCGAGCAGCACUGAGGGGCUUCAUGUGUGGUUAUGACUGAGGAUAAUGGAGAAAAAUGGAAACAGCACGGACUGAGAUCACUCACAGAGAUUUGGACUGGACGUAGAUGCUCCGCGGCCUUUUGAUUUCGCCACAGAUGUGGGAAUUUUCUGGAUUACAGUGAAGUUACUGGAAUCUUUGUCAUCUCGGUUUGAAGAAAGCAAUCCAGGCGGCCUGAAAUCACUCAGACUCCAGCUGAAGCCCAGCCGCGGUUAGCUGCCUGUUACAAAGCAAUAUCGUUGUUUUAUUCUGUAGAAAGUUAUUCAAUAAGCUAAACCUGUGCAUGGCUAAAAUUAGCGCGUUGGUGUCGUUACAUGAUUACUGUUUUAGCAGUCUGGCAUAGCAGCAGCAGGGAUAAUAGCUAAGCUAGCUAGCGGGGCUGGGGCUAGCCUGUUGUUAGCCGGAAAGCUGCGCUGAAAUGACAACAAAAAGACACCUUCCAGGUUUGGGAGUUUGAUGUGUCACAAAAAAGAUCUGCUUUAAAAAUAAGCAACAGCUGCUAGACUUAGUUUAAAGUAAGUGCAGACAGUAAUCAUAUUUUCUUGCAACUACAACAAUCAUCCCACAGUUGCAGUUACACUUUAAAUAUGUGCUUUAAUCUUUAAUCUCGCAAAGAAAAGUCUUUUGUUCUUUUUUUAACAUAAUUUUAAGUUGUCAGUGCCAGUUUUUCCUCCCACCCAAAACUAUUAUUGCUCUUAUCUUUAACAAUGUUUUACUUUCCACAACCACAUUUUUGGCAGCCAAACAGGACAUUCCUCUGAGACUGUGACCCCCUUUUUCCUAUUUUUUUCUUUGCCUGAAAUUAAACUACCUACAGUUUAGAAGACUGUUAACAGGCAAAACAAAGACUCCCAGACCCGCAUGCGGGACAUUCAUGGCAUAACAGACUUUGUAUCAGGGAAUAGCAACGCGUAAGGGUGCUGUUUGGUUUCCCCUUCAGCUUCUUGGAGACUACUCCCUCGACCUCCAUGUGAGACAGGAUGGGCAGCCAGGGCAGCCCAGUGAAAAGCUACGACUACCUGCUGAAGUUCCUCCUGGUAGGAGACAGCGACGUGGGCAAAGGCGAGAUCCUGGACAGCCUGCAGGAUGGAUCUGCAGAGUCCCCUUACGCUUACAGUAGUGGUAUCGACUACAAAACCACCACUAUUCUCCUGGACGGCAGGAGAGUGAAGCUGGAGCUGUGGGACACCUCGGGACAGGGGAGGUUCUGCACCAUCUUUCGCUCGUACUCCCGCGGAGCUCAGGGGAUCCUGCUGGUGUAUGACAUCACCAACAGGUGGUCCUUCGACGGCAUCGACAGGUGGAUCAGAGAGAUCGAUGAGCAUGCCCCAGGCGUGCCUCGGAUCCUCGUGGGUAACCGUUUACAUCUGGCUUUCAAGCGGCAAGUUCCCACCGAGCAGGCGAGGGCGUACGCCGAGAAGAAUGGCAUGACCUUCUUUGAAGUGAGCCCGCUGUGCAACUUCAACGUCAUUGAGUCGUUCACGGAGUUGUCGCGCAUCGUCCUCAUGAGGCACGGCAUGGAGAAGUUCUGGAGGCCCAACCGAGUCUUCAGCCUGCAGGACCUCUGCUGCAGAGCCAUCGUGUCCUGCACGCCGGUCCACCUCAUCGAUAAGCUCCCGCUGCCCGUCGCGAUCAAGUCCCACCUCAAGUCCUUCUCCAUGGCCAACGGAAUGAACGCCGUCAUGAUGCACGGACGCUCCUACUCGCUGGCCAACCCAGCCGGCGGCUCCAAAGGCAACAGCCUGAAGCGCUCCAAGUCUAUCCGUCCGCCGCAGAGCCCGCCGCAGAACUGCACCCGCAGCAACUGUAAGAUCUCCUAACAAGCGCCGCUCCCCGGAUCGCAGCUCGGAGCGGGCGUGGGAUCAGAGACAGAUGUGCAGGGUGUCGUUAGCUGGAGGAAAUCCCUGAACCCGAAGAGCAGGAACGAUGGAUAAAGGGAUGCAUGAGCGCUACCUCCCACCUACACGAGGUCAUGUUUCAAGUGUUUAAUGUUCUUUGGGGGAGGGGGAGGGCUUCGAAUGGUGCCUCAGGAAAUUUAGAGAGUGACUACAAACGUUUUGAUCUUAUUUACACUAAAACAAGAGGAAAAGACUCCAGAAACUCCUCCCUGCUGGAGAGGCUACUACAUGAACAGAGAUCCCUCGUUACUCUAGAUGAUGCACGCCGCUCAGUGACCGUGCAUCGCCGCAGCCUUCACUUUCACACCUUUCCUGUUUCCUUUUUCUGUCCACACCUCCGUUAUUUUUUGUUCUAUGACUGAUAAGCUAACCAUCAAAACACUAGAAAAGAUCAGUCGCUUUUUGUCAGCACACGUGUUUUAAAGUGAUUUUAUAUUAUAAAUCACAGAGAUUUAGAGGCCCCACCCCCCAAAAAACCCCUGGAGGACCCGGCCCGAGCCGAGUCCAGACUUGUUAGUGUGCCUUGAGCCCAAGUGAACGAGCAUGCAGCAGAUAGAUCGCUAAAAGCACAACAGUAACCAUGAAUUAGAAAAUCCUUCAUCGUCUGAUCUUCUGAUCGACUCCAUUUGUCGCUUAAAUGCAGCCAAAUGUGAUGAAUUAUACUGAGGACUUUAUUUUAAACACGCUUUUAUAUCCAUUUUUUUUAAGGAAAAUGUGUUUGUUGUUCGAUAUUUCACAUGUGACAGUCAGCCAAUCAAAUGUACAAACACAAGCUGAACUCUUCAGGGUGGAAAUGUGCUUGGGACUAUUUUCAGUGGAGGAGUGAUCCACAUUUGGUGUUCUAGUGUGGAGUGUGGUUACGUGUCAGUGGUGCAUCUGUUUUCUUUUUCACCCGAGAGCUUCAGCGACUUGAUUUCUCCCCCCCCCCCCACUCCUUCCUGUCAUCACGCUUUUCAGAUUUCACGCCUCACCUGUCGUGUCACACUUUUCUAACUCAGCAGAGUCUCGUCUGCGCUCACCUGCUGCUUCUCUGACAACGCGCCGCCGAUCCAGACUCGCCUUGAAGCGAUGCUCCACCCAAACUCUCUGAAUGAGCGCGUUGGUAACGGAGCAGCGACGCUGCUGCAGUCCAUUAAUCCACGUGUUGGUUUCACUGAAAACAUCGACGUACGAUAACUUCAGCAACAUUAUACAUGUGUCUCCUCACACACGCUUGGAGUUUAAAACCGAUUCGUUUGCAUUUUUUAACAGAGCUUCAACAUCUUUUUAAGUCCUGGAAGUUUCACAUGGAUAUCUGUCAGCUGUGAGGGAUCAGAAAAUGCAGAAUAACUGCAAAUUUGGACCCUUUCCCAUAUAAUUAGAGGGCCUGUAACUCUGAAGAUAUUCAUGUGUGAUGGUCAAAUUUUGCUUGGCUUCAUUAAAUAAACUAAAGUUAUUGAACAUAAAAAAUUCAGCUGAUUCUGAGAGACCCAGAGACGAGGGACCGGGUGAUUUCUUUCAUUAAAUAAUGCUGCUUUUCUGGGUUUUUUAUUGCAUUUAAACAGAUUAUUUGUGGUUUUUCGCUCUUUUAUGACUCAAUCGUCAGCCGAAGCUCUAAAUUGAGCACAAAGAACAUAAAGCAGUUCAUUAGAUUGUUAGCAGAAGUGAAGCAAAUAUAUGGCUGCAGUGUCACAGCUGAUCACUGAUUAAUAAAAGCCAAAUCACACUAACUUUGCUGACAGAUGUUCCAGCUGUCGUUGAAUUUCUCUGAUUUUCACUGAAAAAGUUCAAAUUGAAUUAACUUCAAGUCAAAGAAGACAAAGAAAACCGGCCAAUCGUGCAGAUUUGAAAACUGCAACUGUUAAUUAGGAGCCAGAAGUAGCACAGAGGAAAUCUCCACGGUGUUUUUGUGCUCGGAUCUGAACGCGUGGGCAGAGCGCCUCAGCACGCAGCUUUUCUUUGGCCUGAAAUACAGUUUGAAGUUUUCCACGUGCACACGGUUUCCCAGCACGCCGCUGAAGCAUCGGCGUGCUGUUUCUGAUUAAAAUGAUCACGUCUGUCUGCUGCAGUGAAGCUGAAACGGUCCUGAAGCUCUGCUGCGACAUAAUUGGCUCACAUGAUUCUGUUUUGGUUGCUGAUUGGUGAUUUUGGUGGAUCGGCGAUCACUCGGGCUUCGCUGAGUGUCGCGCCCGCUCUUUGUGUAACAUGUUUGGUUUUAUUUUCACCGUUUUCUCGAGUUUAGCACAGCUGCUGCUCUUCAUUGGGUGGCGAGUUCUUUAACCCCCUCAGUCCCCUCAGCUGUUAGCUGCGCUCCUGUGACUCUGCUGCACCUGCAGGCGUCCCGCACGUCUGUCUGCUGAGGCGUUUCCAUACGUUUAUUUCAGCUUCAGUCUUUGCCUGAGCUCUCGUGGGGAGGCAGCGACGCCCGAGACUUUCUGAAGCUGUUGAUGAUGUGACAGUUGAAGUUCUGAUGAGGGCAAAACAGGAAACCAGUCACAGCGGCUGGUCAGGCUCGUGUUGAAGUGGAAACUUUCCAGUAUUGAUAGUAAACAGUGACCCGUGUUUAUCGGAGCGCUCUGAUGUCACUCGCUGUCUUUCAUAACCAACUUCUCUUUGAUGCAAACCAACUGUCAGAGCAAAAUGUCGCACAGACCAGAACAUUAAUCGGGAGAUGUUAAAAAUAUAAAGUCUUUCUCUCAGUGGAAGCAUAAAUAGUUUCACUUCAUUUCAGGAUGCUUAACUUCCUUUUUUAUGCUGUUUGCAAUUUUUAUUCUGUGAUUUUCAUCACAUUUCAGAGAAAAUCAAUAAUGUGUUUCAGAUAAUCUGCGACCAAAAUCAGUUUUCCGCCCACUCAGAGUCUCAAUUUGAAGAUAAAAUCUCGCCUUCAUUUCCGUCACAACCAUCAGCUCCUGUCACGAGUGACAGAAACUACAUUAGUUAAUAAUUUAGACCCAGAAAGAGUCGGAGUUAGAAGACGACCGCGGUGGCGUGGCCGCGUAUCCCACACGUGACAGUUGGGAUAACUCUUUAACUUUGCACGGCGUCAUUAAAUGAACCGUUCAGCAGAAAUCAGCUGACUCUGAGGGGGUCAGGGGUCAGGUGGGAGCGAGGACUGAAGCACAGACGUGUGUUCAGGAUGUCUGCGGCUGGUUUUCCUGAUGUUUGAAAUAAAAACAGCAGACUGCGUUUAAACGUGAGCUCUGGAUAAUUGAAUUAAGCUGCGACCACGAGGAUGGAAUUAAAUGACCGUCCGCCUCGUGUUUGUCCAUGUUCCCGCCCUGCUCGUUCUGUCGGCGCGGCGUCGGCCUCCGCGUAGAAACGAGCCGGAACACGUGAAGUCUUCCGAGUCGCUGCGUUUCAAACUCCUCCGACUGGAUCUCCCACGGGAACCAAAGCAGCAGGUCUUCUUCUCUCUCUGCCUCUGAUCUGCACCGCCGCCUCCGCACGCUGUCCCAUGAUUCAUAGCUGCUGAAUAAUAGAUGCUCCUUUCAUAGAUCUCUGAAGAGCUUCAUCUCCGUCUCUUUCUUCCUCUCUGCUCGCUGCGUGGUUUGUUUCCUCCUCAGUUUCUGCUUCUGCCUUCUUUUCCUUCGCCUUAAAAUCCUGCAGAUGAUCGUUUUUUCUCUGCGCUUCGUUCCAGGUUUUGUGGUGUCUCUUCAGGCGGUCGGUGGGAGCGCCCUCUCCAUCCGCUCGGUUUUGUUUUGUCUCCUUUCUCACCUUUAAUGAUGCCCGCCACUGAGUCAGAUUAUUCCUCCACCACACACAUUAGCCAGCUGCACCCUCAGGACCAGCUAAUGUUCUCUAAGAAUAGCCAAACCAUGAGAUUAGUCUUGUUUACGGUGGUUUAAUGUUCACUGAUCUCAGCACAGUAAACAGCAUCUGUGCUCAGCCUCUCACUGAAAGUGUUUUAGUGCAAAGCUUCUAAAAAUAGAAGCUCGAUCGGGCUGAAUGCUGUUCGUCUAAAAUAACGCACAAGUCACCUGAAAGGUCGAAUAAAGAAGAUUCUGAGUUUAAGUUCUCGAUAAGCUGCAGAGAUAUGAGUCGCUGAUUUACAGCUGACCUGUUCAGCUCGUUUCCAGCUCCCUCAGAGCAGCUUUGCAUGAUUCACAGUUCAGAAUAACCCUUCUUUAUCUGAAACCGAGCCUCUGUGCAGCCCCUCAGCUCAUCCUCUGCCUGAGUAAUUUAGCUCCUCCCCGUUUAAACCAGCUUUCUUCUGAUUGGCUACCACGUGCAAUCAGAUGGUCUGAGAUACAAUAUUAGGCAUGUCCACUCUCUGUGACAUCAUUUUACCAACUUUAAUGUGAAUUAAGACGAUUCAUUUUAAAUGUUUUUGUGUUUUCACUCCUAAAAAUGUCGACAUACCCCUCAUUUCAUGCAGGAUUGUAAACUACACUUAAAGCACUCUGCAUGUUUCUGUUAUGAUGCCAGACUUCUAUAUUAAACAUGUCUAUUGGUUCUAAUAAUGAGGCAACAAUAUGUAAAUGUAGCCCCGUUAAGCCAAAGCUCAGCCUGUUUUUGCUCUGAUUAAGGUUUAGAGAAGCAGAUUUCUUCAUCCCGUCCUUUCUGCAGACAGCACAGCUCACAGAUACUUAAAACUGCCCCUCAGCAGUCGUCCAGACUUUAGCCAGUCAGAAGAAGGUUCAGGAAGGUGGGUGCCUUUAAGCAACGGGAGGAAAGUCAGCUUGUUUGACAGAAAGGCCGGGCGGCGAUAAAUAAGGUCAUUCCUGAUCUGCAAGUCAUGCGGCGCUGCUCUGAUGGAGUCCCAGGAUAAGAUAAGAUACCUUUAUUAAAUUUCAUGUUAAGGCUGCCGACCUUUUGCACGCAAUGGAAAAUACAUGUAAAUAAUUGGAGGAACUUUUACGUUUGAAGCACAGCUGAAUAAAAGGAAAUCAGCAGUGAUGAUCACAUGGUUUUUAGUAAAUGUGCAGAAACUCUCGUAGUCACAACAACAGCAGGAAGUGAAGAAACUGUCCUGAUGAGGAGCCUGUGAGCGUGGUUCAGCAGUUUUCUUUUCCUGCAGUUUUCACACAUUUUAAACGUUACGGAAGUUCAUGAAUGGAAAAACACUCUCACCAUCAGGUUUCAUCUGUUUGCCAACAUUUUUAGGUUUUUAGCUUCUCCCACUCUGAGGCUUUUAUUUUCUCGACAUCAGCACAACAAACCUUAUGUGUUGUUGUGUUUGUUCAUCCAACCACAGUUUUUUAUUUGAAUAACCACAAAAACGUUCACAGAGGAUUGUGGGAAUGUUUGUAACAAUAAGAAGAAAAAUGACCAGUAAAACACUACUCCUGUCGUUUUGGCUGAAGCUGCUGAGCGCGUGUGCGUGUGUGUGUGUGUGUGUGUGCGUGUGUGUGUAUUUGUGAGAGUGAGAGAGAGGUAAUGAUCUUUAAACAUCAAGCUGAACAUUUUUCUUUCUUGUUUUUAAAUUAUUGAUUGUACAGUUUAAGGCGAUGUGUAUGAAGAUUUUUCACAAUAAAAGUAUUGAAUGUUGACGUCAA
This is a messenger RNA of Neolamprologus brichardi, 7437 nucleotides long. NCBI's taxonomy places the organism in Eukaryota, Metazoa, Chordata, Actinopteri, Cichliformes, Cichlidae. The record is from RefSeq and is a predicted model, not a curated record.